Serendipita indica DSM 11827 is the source of this 510-nucleotide messenger RNA. NCBI's taxonomy places the organism in Eukaryota, Fungi, Basidiomycota, Agaricomycetes, Sebacinales, Serendipitaceae. The record is from the annotation of a GenBank genome assembly.
AUGUACUUCAUUCAGCCGCGUUCCAACACUUCGUCACGGACAGCAUCGCGCUCCAACUCGCGAUCAGACUCUUACAAGUCGAGCCCAAGCUCGCGGUCGAAUUCGUACAACGCAAACGUCAGCCCGCACUCGGACGCCUACUACUCCAACGCGUAUCAUCACGCUAACGAGUAUACACCACGCUCCAAUACGUUUCCAUCGAGGUCGCGUCGGAGGACGCUGUCGCGUGACAGCAGCCACUCGCUCGACUCUUCAUUCUCCGUCCCUUCCAUCUGCCAUGACCGAUACAGAGACUCGUAUCUGCCUCCUCGCCCACCCUCGCCACCCUUAUACGAACAUCACCAUCAGCCGAUUCCGACUGGUUUGAUGGUGCGCUAUAAGAUUGCAAAGGCCCUGCGUCUGAUUCCCGAGCGGCGGCGCGGAGGGAAACAGACGACGGUGCUCCGUCCGCAGGCACCAUACGAGCAACCAUAUGCAAGACGAGAGGCGUGGAGGUCGCGUGGUUGGUAG